Messenger RNA from Ochlerotatus camptorhynchus, 366 nucleotides. RefSeq names its product sperm flagellar protein 1-like. Gene Ontology annotation, biological process: regulation of cytoskeleton organization. Bases 1 to 366 code for a protein of 121 amino acids. Gene Ontology annotation, cellular component: axoneme. The record is from RefSeq and is a predicted model, not a curated record. NCBI's taxonomy places the organism in Eukaryota, Metazoa, Arthropoda, Insecta, Diptera, Culicidae. Gene Ontology annotation, molecular function: microtubule binding. The transcript has 2 exons.
AUGCUGUCAUCGGAGGAGCAAUCCGUUAUCCUGAAGUGGGUAUUGAAUUUCCGGCUAUCCUGUCCCGUCAGGAAGCUCAGCCGAGAUCUAGCGGAUGGAGUACUGGUAGCGGAAAUUCUUCAUCACCUUUUUCCUCGCUUGGUGGAUAUGCACAACUACACCAAAGGCUUCGCCAUCGUCCGGAAGCUGGACAAUUGGGACACGCUGAAUAGGAAAGUCCUUAAAAAGUUGGAAAUACACCUUACUCCGGACGUUAUACACGCGGUUGCGAAUGGAGUACAGGGCGCUAUUUAUGACGUGCUACUGGAAGUUAUGAUCAAAGCAGAACAGCACGGAACAGAAAAUGAGGCCUUUUCGGAAAAUUAA